This is a messenger RNA of Oryza brachyantha (malo sina), 791 nucleotides long. RefSeq lists its product as uncharacterized. The transcript is spliced from 2 exons. NCBI's taxonomy places the organism in Eukaryota, Viridiplantae, Streptophyta, Magnoliopsida, Poales, Poaceae. The record is from RefSeq and is a predicted model, not a curated record. The coding region runs from base 469 to 771 and encodes 100 amino acids.
UGUAGGCGGCGGAAGGCCGAUCCUGUUGGAUCUGGCGAAUGUGUAUCCCGUUCUACCUUGAGUUCGUAAUAGUAAUCUACCCCUUCUUCCAUUGUUGCCGUGCUGUUCUUCUGUGUUCUCGUUGUUUUCAUUGGAUUUUCCGAACGGUGCUCACAACUUGGUAUCAGAGCCUCGACACGCUCAAUUUCUUUUGAUUCGACCGUAAAAAUUCCAUCAGGAGGAUUGGGGGUGAUCACCGAUCAUCCCCGCGAAAAGGAAACUUGCCUCCUGCGGUUGGUAGAAUUCGGAGCGAGCUUGUCGAGAGGGAAAUCCUGGAGAAGCCAAGGUACAUCACCAAGCAAGCUGCCCAAAUCAUGGCGCAGGAGAGCAAGCUGGAUUUUCUGUUGAAGAUGACGGAGGAUAACAAGAGGAAGCGGGAGGAAGCGGAGGAGAAGAAUCGUGCUGACUUCGGAGACCUAAAGCGCAGUCAUGGGCGUCGCAGUCAUGGGGUUGAAAUCCAAGGUGGAGAAGCUCGAGAUUCUGUCCCAACGGCUUCCGAACUUCAUCAACAGAGAGGAGUGCACACCUGAAAAUCGGCAAGGUAUAGCUGCCUUUUGGUUGCAGUCUGUGUACCAAGAGUUAGAGGGCGCGUCUUGGGUAGAACUGUGUGCUAGGGUGAGUGACAAGUUCACUAAGGAUAGGCAGGAGGCACUUCUUAGGCAGAUGAUUUGCACCAAGCAAACUUCAGCUGUGACUGCAUAUGUUGAGAAAUUUGAUGUUGUUAUGCAUUAGCUGUUAGCAUUUGAUGACAA